AUGAGCGAGCUCGCUUCGGCGCCUGUGCUGUCAACUCCAGAAGACCACAUCCUCGAAGUCUCGGCGCAAACCGAGACGAAAUCUACGCUCUCUCACGAUGCGCUCAGAACCACCUACGAGAUCCCGCGCACUGCGGCAGAGAUCCUCCAAGGCGGAUGGAAAAGAGUCGCACUGCAAUUUCCAGAUCACAUGCUAGUCGACGCACCGAGAGUGGUCGAAGUGCUCAAACAGGAGCUCGCAAGCACAGGCACACCAGAGAGAACUGAAGAUUGGAGGAUAUGCAUUUUGGCAGACACAAGCUACAGCGCCUGCUGCGUCGACGAGAUUGCGGCCGAGCAUGCGAAUUCAGACGUGGUCGUUCACUACGGAAGAACGUGUCUAAGCCCGACGAGUCGACUACCUGUCAUAUACGUAUACACGUCACAUGAGUUGGAUCACGAUGUCGUGGUUGCGCAGUUCACAAAAGAGUUUGUCGACAAGGAUACAAAGGCUGUAAUCAUGGCAGACCUGAUAUACCAGGACCAUGUUGAGUCGAUAACGAAGGCCCUCAGAGACUUGGGGUACAGCAACGUAGUAGCGACAGAAGUUGUCAGAGACCCUGCCGGCAUAAUACCAAAUAGAAGAAUAGCUGGCGUCUCAAUAGACGAGGAGCUCCUGAAGUCGCAUUCACUAUUCCACAUUUCAGAUCCGCCCGCAUCUCUACUCCUCGCCCUCCAAUCUCGAUUCGCUUCUCUACACGUCCUUUCCGUACCAUCACCGACUUCUCCCACUCUCGACAACCCAACUUUCCGAACAGCAGGUCUUUUGCGUAGACGCUUUGCUCGAGUGCUCACUCUCGCCUCAGCAGGCGUCGUCGGUAUCCUCGUUAAUACACUCUCUGUGUCCAACUACCUCUCAUCAAUUGAACUACUACGAAAGAAAAUCGCCGCUGCGGGGAAGAAGAGCUAUACCGUUGUAGUGGGCAAGCUGAACCCCGCCAAGCUGGCUAACUUUGCAGAGAUUGAGGGUUGGGUUGUUGUUGGAUGCUGGGAAAGCGGUCUUAUUGAAGAUGAUGUUGGCUACUGGCGGCCUGUUAUCACACCUUUUGAGAUGGAAGUUGCAUUGAUGAGCGAAGAAGAGAGAAUAUGGGGUGAAGAAUGGUGGGGAGGCAUCGAGAAGCUGACACUAGAGGAGGCUAAUAGCAGCGCAAAGAAGGAGGAGGAAGCAAAGGAAGAGAAGAAUGAAGCGGAUGAGACUAUAGAAGAAAACGUCGGAGAUGGUGUGGAUGGAGAGGAAUCACUACCCCCAGUCUUCGACUUGAGAACCGGAAAACUUGUUAGCCACAGCAGACCAAUGCAACUCACUGCCGGCAGCUUGAAUAAGGCUCAAACAACGAACGGCAGCAGCGAACAGCGGUCAUCAGACGCUGUGAUCAAAAGGGUGGUGGGUGAACUGGCAAGUAUCAACGGCGUAGCCAGCCCUGGAGCCGAGUAUCUUCGAACACAGAGGACGUGGCAGGGACUGGGCAGUGAUUUUGAUAAUGAGGCUAGCACGGUGAUAGAGGAAGGGCGGAGUGGCAUUGCGAGAGGCUACCAUGUUGGUGAAGAGACGGAAAAGCACUGA
Trichoderma asperellum CBS 433.97 is the source of this 1602-nucleotide messenger RNA. RefSeq names its product Diphthamide biosynthesis protein 2 (gene DPH2). Gene Ontology annotation, molecular function: 2-(3-amino-3-carboxypropyl)histidine synthase activity. Lineage: Eukaryota; Fungi; Ascomycota; Sordariomycetes; Hypocreales; Hypocreaceae. The record is from RefSeq and is a predicted model, not a curated record. Gene Ontology annotation, biological process: protein histidyl modification to diphthamide.